GUGUUCCUGAUGGAAGUGCUUUUGUUUCUUUGUGCUUGACAGCCUCGGCCCAAGUGUUUGCGUUGCAUCCCUUCGGAAUGUUGAAAGGGGACGUGAAAUGCGAAAACGGCUCCCGCUUUUGGCGCGGUACAUGUUGCCGCCACUGAAAAUUUGUCGUAAAAUAUUAACUAUAUGCGAGGGUUUUGUGCGAAUAAGACGAUCGGAAUGGUGAAAUAGUUAAACUGAAUCUGUGGGGGUUUUAAUCUUAGUACAGCUUUUCAGUGAUAUGCCUGAGAAACGCUGUAAGUUUUGUUGCUGAUGUCUAAUAUGCAGUUAUAUAUUGACAGUUACAAGGAGGAGUAGGGAGCAGAGCUUUAAAACGUUUUGCAUCCGUCAAGUUUGUAAUACUAAAAAUCCAAUCCUUCUUGCUUUGUUAGCUACCCCCUCUGGACGGUGGGCUACUUAAAAAUAGAUUCUGAAGCAUCUCUAAAAAUGCGGUACCAAAAAUUACAGUGUGUAAUAGUAUUGAAGACACGGUGAAAUCUGAAUCUUCAUCUGGUAAUUUUGAAUAAACCUUAAAUAUUGAAUGUUUUUGCAAGAACUUGCUUUAUAGUCUUGUGUGGUUAAUACUGUAGUUUCUUUCCAAGUCUGUUGAAGAGCCAGUUGUUUAAAUUGCUAUAAUACGAAAUCUGUAGUGAGUGAAAGAAAAAGUUUGUUCUUGAGUCCUUCAAAAUACAUUGCAUCAACUUAGAUGUAAUUGAAUUGUCAUUUAUUUAAAGAGCUGGAACUGCAGUAUUUUUAUAGCCUAUUGAAUAGUGAGCCCCCGGAAAACUCAUAUUGAAAUUGAUUUUUUUUUUCCUCUCUUCUGUGCAUGUUAAUCAAGUCUAUAUAUAUACACAGACACACAAAGAGAUGUCCCUGUACUUACUUGAGUUUCUGAAGCAUUGGUAACUUAAGAUGAGCCAGUUUCUGCUUCAUUUUUUGCACACUUUUGCUUUUGAAUGAGAAAUUAAUAUUUUUCUUUGUUAAAUAGAUUGAAAUAGGAUAUAUGCUCAAAAAUCAUUAUCAGUGCUCCAGUUGUAACAUAGGGUACAACCUCAUUUUCAAUACACGUAGAAUUUUAAUAUUGAAACGGCUGAUUGUUCUGCACUUGACUAUUCUUCUAUGAUCCAGUUCCAAGUGCACAUAUAAAUGUCGGGGGUUUACUAAUAUGCAAUAGCCAAGGAUAAGGAAUGACAGGCAACCUGAAGCCUCAUCAUAAUCAGCAAUUCCUUAGAAUAUUCUAAGUUUAAGAAACAGAUACAAAGAAGUAGGCAAGCUCAGGAAACAGUGAGGUUAUUUAUCUGUUGUGCUAUCCAGUGCCAGGGACAGUUUUAAACACAUCUGAUAAGACUCAGUACCGUGAGCUGGUAGUGUAUUAACAGUAGCAGACCAUCAGACAGGACAGUGAUUUUUCCUGUUAAAUAAAACAGCUACCUUUCUUCCCUCACUGGCUCAUGGUUACUUGUGGGGAAGGGGGUCUUUUUCCCCUCCAACCCCCUGAUUGAGUUACAAAUUAGGGACCUUGAUGGAAAAAAAAUCAAAGUAUUUAAUUACAGAAGAGCAUUUACUCUUGUGAAUUAAUACUGUAAUUCUGCUGACUUUUCAAGGGGGAAAUGAUGAAUUUGUGAUAGCUAUUUUAAAACAAUAUGUUUUGGAGUUGCAAUGUUCCCAGAUUUCUGUCAUUUGAAAUAGGACUCCUCUAAUAGCCUUUGGCUGGUGUUUGUGGAAUUCACCAGUGUGUAUGCACGUGUGUUUUUAAAAAGCUGAUUUUACUUACAGAGGAAGCUUAAGACUGUAGGUAACUUCAUCAGUAUAUAGGAGAUGACUUCCUAAAUAUGUAUGCUUCUGGUUUUGGUUUGGGUGGGUUAUUUGUUGAGGGUUUUUGUAAUUGUUGCUGGUUUUUUUGUUUUGUUUUUUUUUUUCUCCAAAGGAAUAAAGGUGGAAAAAUUGUGCUGGGUCUGAUCAUUUACUGGGUCUCAUAAUUUAACAAGCACAGUUGACUGAACUAGCAAGAAAUGGUUUCAUCCAUCUUGGCCUAGUAAAAGCUUAACAUUGUUCUUAAGGAGAACCUGAAGUCAUUUUGGGAGAUAGGUCUGUUAGGAAGUCCACCACUUCAAAUUCUUAAAGCGUCAAAAAAGUGGAUGUGACUUCUCCUAGUAAGCAUCCUGAGAGACUUUCAAGGGGACAAAGAGAACAGUUCCAUGCUGACUGAGCCUCAGUUUGGAUGGGGAUGGUCCUGUCAGUGACAUUGUCCUUCUUUCUGUUGCAUCUUUAAAGUUUCAAAAUCAGGAUGUGGUAGAAUCUAAGGGGGUUUGGGAAGGGAUACCUGCAGGUCGCUGCAGAUAGCGUAACUCCUCAUACUACAGGAAGAAGAGAAAAUUAAUUGCUAAGUAUAGAACACAGCCCUUACACAGGUGACUUCAAAGGAAGAGUCAUCAUCCAAGAAGGGGCGUGUGUGUAACCACAAGUGUUUGUCAGACCGUUCAGUAGAAUUUUCAAGACUGACUUACUUAAUAAGUAGCAACGUCGUGAAACGUAGAGGUUACCUGAUGUCAGUGUGUGAACUAGUUCCUUUCAAGAGCUUUGCAGCAGUUGGAAAGUUGCCUUAUCACAAUCCUGUAAUUAUGCCUUCCUUGUAUUCUUCUAGGUAUAAUUAUAUGUCUUGAAUAUAUGUAUACAUUUUUAUUUCCAAAGAAAUCUCCCAGAAUUGUCUGAACCUUUUUCUGCCAUCUCCACAUAGCAUUUGUUUUUAUGUUCUACCUCUAGUAGUGGAUUAUGAGAGAGAGUAGAUAAAAGGCUUCAGGUGAUAUCUAUUGAAGUAACAGAAAGGCAGCUCUCAAGAUGGACUGAAUACCACACCCAGAGCAUCAAGCUUGUUGCAGCUGUCUCUUUGAUCAUAGAAAACAUAGUAUCUUGUCUCAGUGGAUUAGUAGAGCCACAAUUCUAACGCGAUUGCCACUCCUGCUUUCAGAUUGAUGUGUAAAAAAAGAAAAGCUGCUAGAAUUAUGAGGAGAGAAAAGGUGUGGAUAGGCUUGUUAAUUUUUGCAUUUUUCUUUUGGAGCUCAUUCUAAAAAUAGCUGUACAGAAUGUUAUACGGAGCUCAGCUAUAAAGAAGAUAACAUAUUUGAGUAACGCUUCAUGCACUGAAGUAAUCUGGACACUCUGAUAUUAUUAAUGAUAAAUGGUCAUUUGAUGAAGGACUGUAGCACAGAACACAAUAAUGCUUCAUGUUCUUUCAGAGACUUAUCACUCCUUGACUUUACUCAACUCUUACAUGUCUGCUUUGCACUCUAUGUAUAUGCUGAAAUGAUUCUUUCCUUGAACAAAUUGAAAUCAAAGAGGUGAUGUUCUUAGGUCUGCUUCAAAUCAUUCCUAUAUAUAAUGUUUUGCAGCAGCUGGAAACUGUAGUUCAAGAUGUUUGAGAAUCAUUCAGAAAGCUACAGAUCAGAAGGAAGAGGUGAUUCUGUGGCUCAUCUGGCUUUUUACAGAGGAUUCACUGAAGGUGGUUCUCUUAGGUCAAGAUCUUCCUGUUUAGGUUGUGAGAAUGCAAGAGUGAUGGUCUCCCUUCCCUUUCUGAGUUUGCAGAUUCCUACUUCCCUGCUGUAGGAAUUUUUUAGUUUGCAGAGAAGCUGAAACGCUGUAAUGUACCACUGAGCAGGACAAGCCAGGAAUGAGCCAGUCUUGGGAAGGAGGACCUGCCAUCCUAGCUGGAGACGUCUGAAGAGAGGACAUUUCAGUCUUGUGGCAUGCUUCAGUAGAAAUUAUUCAGAAAAAGAUGGCUGGCUGUGGUGAAGUAGAUCAUUCGAUCAACAUGCUUCCCACAAAUAGGAAGACAAAUGAGUCAUGUACCAAUGCAGCACCUUCCCUGCAAGUCCCUGAAUGUGCUAUCUGUCUGCAAACGUGUGUCCAUCCUGUAAGUCUGCCCUGUAAACAUGUUUUCUGCUAUCUGUGUGUUAAGGGAGCUUCUUGGCUUGGGAAACGAUGUGCACUCUGCCGGCAGGAGAUUCCCGAGGAUUUUCUUGACAAGCCAACCUUACUGUCACCCGAAGAACUCAAAGCAGCAAGCAGAGGCAAUGGAGAAUAUGCUUGGUACUAUGAAGGUAGAAAUGGCUGGUGGCAGUAUGAUGAACGUACCAGCAGAGAGCUGGAAGAUGCCUUUUCCAAGGGUAAAAAGAGCACUGAAAUGCUAAUUGCUGGUUUUUUAUACGUAGCAGACCUUGAAAAUAUGGUUCAGUAUAGGAGAAAUGAGCAUGGACGUCGCAGAAAAAUAAAACGAGACAUAAUAGAUAUACCAAAGAAGGGAGUGGCUGGGCUGAGGCUGGACUGUGACACCAACACUGUCAAUCUGACACGAGAAAGCUCUGCUGAUGGUGCAGACAGCACACUGACUCCAGGGGCUGCAGCUGUGCAGCCUCUAGCAUCCAUUUCUGUGAGGCCCCUACCAGCACUAGAUGGUCAGCUCGUGAGCCCUUCAACGCCGUCACCUGAUGCAAGCAAUUCUCUAGAGAACUCUUUUGCCCAGUUGCAAAUAAAUGGAGACAGUAUGGCUGAAAGGAGUCACAGGGGAGAGGGAGAAGAAGACCAUGAAUCAUCAUCUUCGGGUAGGGUGCCAGCUCCUGACACCUCUGUUGAGGAGACCGAAUCGGAUGCCAGCAGUGACAGUGAGGAUGUGUCUGCCCACCUUCAGCAAUACUCGUCCUCUGGUCAGCAGAGACACUUGAAUGCUGGUGCAAGCCAGGCAGGAGCAGAUAGACCAGGGGCAGGGGGUGGGGUUGCAAACACAAGUGUAAGAUCUAGAAGGCCAGAUGGACAGUGCACAGUCACUGAAGUUUAAAUCCAGAGCCAUGCAAAAAAAAAAAUACUCUGUUGUAAUUUUCUGUAAAUUUUCUGUCCACAUUGGCAUUGCACUCAAACCUAGCAGUGUGUUUGGUGGGAGGGUGGGGUGAAGGGGAGAAAACAGAUGUGGCCUGUUUUAACUUAAGUCUCUUAACAUGUCUCAGCUGGAAGACUCCAACUCUAGGAAACUGGGUUGUCGUGGUAAUGGUUUGAAAACUGUUUAGCAAUGCCCAGUUUUCUUGAAAAUGUCUUGUGUUUAUUUUGUAGCAUUUUUCCCUUGAAGAUACUCUAUCCCUUUUUGGCCAAUGUAUAUCUACUGUACAACUUGAAUUGUCUUCAUUAUCUGACUGUUGCAUUAAGUGUCUUACUACUUUCUGCAUGGAUUGAUGUACGAAAAGAACACUAAUGCUAUGUGGAAUCAGGCAAGGUGUUGGGUGCGAGCAGGAUGCUUAAUUUAAUGUGAGAAAAUAGAUGUGAGUUUGGAGUUAAAAUGUGUUUUUACUAGACAAGAGCAAUCAUUUACCUUCUUUCAAUGGAAAUGUAAAAAUGCUGUUAACUUGUGUUGCAAAUCCUUACCUUUACACUCUUCAUGGCUUUUUCACUGGCUUUGCCAUCUUAGUCCUUGUAGUUUUGUUUUUUGAGAUCUUUCUUGAUCUGUCUUGUUUUUGUUACAGAAUUUAUAAUUUAAUAAAACUACAUUUUAUCAGUAACAAUCUCA
This is a messenger RNA of Sturnus vulgaris (Common starling), 5575 nucleotides long. Lineage: Eukaryota; Metazoa; Chordata; Aves; Passeriformes; Sturnidae. The record is from RefSeq and is a predicted model, not a curated record.